This is a messenger RNA of Rotaria sp. Silwood2, 717 nucleotides long. The record is from the annotation of a GenBank genome assembly. Lineage: Eukaryota; Metazoa; Rotifera; Eurotatoria; Philodinida; Philodinidae.
AUGAAAAAUAAGCCUGAACAAGUUGAAGCAGUUUUCAUUCUAGAGAAUGAUAAGAACAAAGUUGAUAAUCGAGAACGAUUUGCUACUGGCGAAGAUAUCAUUUGUCAAUUGGCUGAUGAAAUAUAUCGUUGCUAUGAAAAAGAAGCACGGGAAUGUUCAAAAGUUGUUCAUCCAUCAAUAGCGGCAAAGAAAGCAGAACAAACCAAUCGAAUCCAUAUAGAACUGAAGAAGAUACAUCGAAGGCUUUUUCCUCGUAAUAUUACCACUGAUAUAUCGAUUUGUACAAGAACAAAAGUCGUCUGGCUCAAAUCAAAAUCACAAGAUAACAUUGAAGUGGAAAAAGUAAAAAACCUACUUUCCAAAGUCGCUUCAUCUUUUUUGGUGUUUGACAGUCUGCUUGACUGCCAAAAGGAUUUACUCGAAGAUGAAUUGGUUAGUAACAUAUUCCUUAUUAUUGAUGCUGAUUACGAUGACUCAGUUAUUAUUGAAUUGCAACAACUUCCUAAUGUUAAAGUCGUCAGUCGUUAUGGGCAAUCAUCAUUGGAAAAUAAAACAGCUAUCGAAAAUUAUGAUGAUCUUUAUUAUCAAUUAACACACGAUGUUAUUGCUCAUUACAACAGAUUGGGUACUUAUUUUAGUAAGAAACAAGAUGCAAAAACAGCUAAAGACAUGUUUAUGAAAGCACAUACACUUUGUAAUAUUGAUUCGGAACUUUAA